This is a messenger RNA of Molossus molossus (Pallas's mastiff bat), 946 nucleotides long. It is a transcript of the gene ECHS1, whose product is annotated as enoyl-CoA hydratase, short chain 1. The transcript is spliced from 8 exons. The record is from RefSeq and is a predicted model, not a curated record. NCBI's taxonomy places the organism in Eukaryota, Metazoa, Chordata, Mammalia, Chiroptera, Molossidae. Gene Ontology annotation, biological process: fatty acid beta-oxidation. Gene Ontology annotation, cellular component: mitochondrion. Gene Ontology annotation, molecular function: enoyl-CoA hydratase activity. Bases 1 to 873 code for a protein of 290 amino acids.
AUGGCUUCUCUACGCGUCCUGCUGCUCCGGGCCCGCGGCCCGCUGCUCCCCCGGCCCGGCUGCGCGGCGCUGCGCCCCUUCGCCUCGGGAGCUAACUUUGAGUACAUCAUCACAGAAAAGAAAGGGAAGAACCACAAUGUGGGGUUGAUCCAACUGAACCGCCCCAAAGCACUCAACGCACUCUGCAACGGCCUGAUCAUGGAGCUCAACCAGGCACUGGAGGCCUUUGAGAAGGACCCGGCUGUGGGGGCCAUUGUCCUCACUGGCGGGGAGAAGGCGUUUGCAGCUGGAGCUGAUAUCAAGGAGAUGCAGAACCAAAGAUUCCAGGACUGUUACUCCACUCAGUUCUUGAGCCACUGGGACCGACUCGCCCAGGUCAAGAAGCCAGUCAUAGCUGCUGUCAAUGGUUAUGCUCUUGGUGGUGGCUGUGAACUUGCUAUGAUGUGUGACAUCAUUUAUGCUGGAGAGAAAGCCCAGUUUGCACAGCCAGAAAUCCUGCUAGGAACCAUCCCAGGUGCGGGGGGCACCCAGAGGCUGACCCGUGCUGUUGGAAAGUCUCUGGCCAUGGAGAUGGUCCUCACUGGUGACCGGAUCUCAGCCCAGGAUGCCAAGGCAGCAGGUCUUGUAAGCAAAAUUUUUCCUGUUGAGAAACUGCUCGAAGAAGCCAUCCAGUGUGCAGAAAAAAUUGCCAGCAAUUCUAAAAUCAUAGCAGCGAUGGCCAAAGAGUCAGUGAACGCAGCUUUUGAAAUGACAUUAACAGAGGGAAAUAAGUUGGAAAAGAAAAUCUUCUAUUCAACCUUUGCUACCGAGGACCGGAAAGAAGGGAUGACCGCCUUUGUGGAGAAGAGAAAGGCCAACUUCAAAGACCAGUAAGAGCUGCUGCCUCGGCCUUAAAACCUCCACUGAAAGAGGAAAAGUACAGUUAUAGAAUAAAUAAACCCUCUCU